AUGCAAGAAGCGGAUACUUCGUCUUUUGGAACAAAAUUUGAUCCAAAAGGCUUUCGUUUUUAUUAUAGAUAUUAUCAAUAGACGAUUGGUAAAGUGAAGUGGGACGAAUAUCCACUGAGAAAAGGUGAUACUAUUUCAGUAUGUUCCGAAGAGCACGCACCGCCGGAACCUCUUGCCAAGCGCAUCGUCAAGCUGCUAAAAAUCCUCGUGCCUCAUGUUGGUCUCAUCUUGCUUUUGCUAACAUACAUUGCCAUCGGCGCACUUAUUUUUAUUUGGCUGGAAGCUGACAACGAAUUACAGGUGGAGCGGCGAAUACUUCCGUUGUUAUCAGUGCUAUCACGAACACACGAGUACGAUGAUCGAUUCACGUUGAAUGCACAACUGUGGACUGAUUCGGAAGAAGAACUCGUUACUCGGUGGUCAUUUGCCGCAUCCGCUUUAUAUGCUCUUACUGUGAUCACUUCCACCGGUUUGUUGGGCAUUUCUGAGUUAAACUUCAAUUUUCGGCUAACCCUGAAUAAAGAAGGUUCUUACCCAGCGCUUUACUAG
This is a messenger RNA of Gongylonema pulchrum, 549 nucleotides long. The record is from the annotation of a GenBank genome assembly. NCBI's taxonomy places the organism in Eukaryota, Metazoa, Nematoda, Chromadorea, Rhabditida, Gongylonematidae.